Aspergillus ibericus CBS 121593 is the source of this 1314-nucleotide messenger RNA. RefSeq names its product FAD/NAD(P)-binding domain-containing protein. Lineage: Eukaryota; Fungi; Ascomycota; Eurotiomycetes; Eurotiales; Aspergillaceae. The record is from RefSeq and is a predicted model, not a curated record. Gene Ontology annotation, molecular function: FAD binding. The transcript has a single exon. The coding region runs from base 1 to 1314 and encodes 437 amino acids. Gene Ontology annotation, biological process: secondary metabolite biosynthetic process.
AUGACUAGUCCUACCAAUGGACAGCCUCUCCGAAUUGCCAUCAUUGGUGGUGGUAUCGCGGGUGUCACGCUACUCCUCGCCCUGCUGAAGCACACCUCACGCGAAACCAUCUCGCCACACCUCUAUGAAGCCACUCCCGAAUUCUCCGAAAUCGGCGCGGGUAUUGCCUUUGGCUCCAACUCCAUCCGCGCCAUGGAGUUGAUCGACCGCGACAUGGCGGCUGCCUAUAACAAACAUGCGACGUUUCAACCGGACACAGGCGCCUUGGAAAAAAAGCUGUGGUCCAGCUACCGGAUGGGAAUGGACGGGCGGGGGGCGUCAAACACUCUCAAGGCGGGGGACUAUCUCCACGAGGUACAUGCCGCCGUGGCGAGGAGCAGUGUUCAUCGCGCACGAUUUCUCGAGGCGAUGACGGCGUUGCUCCCGGCGGAGAAUGAAUGCGUGAGUUUCGGCAAGCGGUUGGUUUCGAUCGACGAGGUGGAAGAUGGCGUCACAGUGCACUUUGCAGAUGGAACUUCCGUCGCUGCUGAUGCAGUUAUAGGCUGCGAUGGGAUCAAAUCACGAGUACGGCAGAUCCUCCUCGAUGGGGAGGAAGCGGCCAAUGCCAUUUUCACCGGCAAAUAUGCUUAUCGCGGGUUAAUCCCGAUGGAUGAAGCCGUGCAGGCGCUGGGGGAAUAUACUGCGCGCAACAACCAUUUCCACUGGGGCUACGACGGCCAUCUUCUGACGUUCCCGAUCGAACAUGGCAAGACGAUGAAUGUGGUAGCCUUCCGGACGAAGCAGAAUGGCGUCUGGGAACACGGAUCGCAGUGGGUGCUACCGGGGAACAAGGAACAGAUGUUGCAGGACUUUGAGGAAUGGGGACAGGAUGUCAAGGCGAUUCUAUCCUUGAUGCGAAAUGCAGAUAUUUGGGCCAUGUUCGAUCAUCCUUCUGCGCGCACGUAUCAUCGAGGGGGGCGCAUCUGUAUUAUGGGAGAUGCAGCUCACGCGAGCACCCCUCACCAGGGGGCUGGUGCCGGAAUGGCAGUGGAGGAUGUCUAUGUUUUGUCCCGACUGCUGGGGGAGGUCCACGAGCGAAGCCAAUUGGAAAAGGCAUUUGCGGCAUAUGAUGCGGUGCGACGGCCCCGGACACAGAAGCUGGUACGCACGAGUCGGGAUGCGGGACAGUUGUACCAAUGCCAGAAGGAGGGGGUAAAGGAUGAUGUGGAGAAGAUCCGGGCGAACCUGGAUGAGCGGAUGCGGUGGAUCUGGGAUUUGGACGUGGAGCAGCACUUGAAGGAGGCAAUGAGUGUGUUUCGGCAGUGUGAUAUAUGA